AUGGCAUUAUUCAAAGCUUCUAAUGUUCUAAUUUGUUUCAUCAUUUUGGCAUUUGUUUUACCUUAUUGUGAUGCCCAAAAUUCCCAAACAGACUAUCUCAACACUCAUAAUUCAGCUCGAUCUCAAGUAACUGGUGUUAGUGCAAUAACAUGGAACACAACUCUUGAAAAUUAUGCACAAACUUAUGCCAAUCAAAGAAUUAGUGAUUGCAAUCUUGUCCACUCUAAUGGUCCUUACGGCGAAAAUAUUGCUAAGGGAAGUGGUUCUUUCAUGACCGGCACUGCUGCUGUUAACUUGUGGGUGGGCGAAAAACCGUACUAUGAUUAUAAUAGUAAUAGUUGCACUGGUGGAAAAGAAUGUCGACAUUAUACUCAAGUAGUCUGGAAAAACUCGAUUCAACUUGGUUGUGCUCGAGUUCAGUGUACCAACGGCUGGUGGUUUGUUACAUGCAACUAUAAUCCUCCAGGUAAUUACAUUGGUCAACGCCCAUACUAAUUAUUUUGACUAACAUCAAAUUUUAUAAUCAAAUAAGAAAACUAGUAGUAUAUGCUACGUACUUUAUAGAGGUUUGAAUGAUCUCUAUAUUUACGUUGCAUUUUAG
This is a messenger RNA of Solanum stenotomum, 601 nucleotides long. RefSeq names its product pathogenesis-related leaf protein 6-like. The transcript has a single exon. Gene Ontology annotation, cellular component: extracellular region. Bases 1 to 495 code for a protein of 164 amino acids. NCBI's taxonomy places the organism in Eukaryota, Viridiplantae, Streptophyta, Magnoliopsida, Solanales, Solanaceae. The record is from RefSeq and is a predicted model, not a curated record.